AUGGAACUGAUGGCAGAUGUUCAGUGCAAAAGCACCUUUAAGGUCGAAAAUGGAAAGAGCCCGCUGAUGAGAAGCAAACCACGCACCACCAAGAAGAAGCAUAAAAAGGAAUCAGCGCAACCGCACGAUUCGACUUUGGAUCGUCUAGAGCUCGAAUAUACCUUAAAGGAGUCUAUUAAUUACAAACUUGUGGACAAUCAUGAAAGAUAUACGCUAUCUAUUCCUCUAGAAAUGUUCAGAAGAAACAUAGAGUACUUGGGAGAUAUUCUAGAGAAAAUAACAGAGAAGUCAAGUUUUUUGAGAGAGAGUUUUUGGUACACAGUAUGUCGCUUUGUCUACGGUGCUGUGAACAUAAAUGAAAUCGAGGAUCGGUAUCCUGCCCUCGUCAACUUCGGCCAAGUCUACAAUCAACUUGGACUUCAUUCACAUGUGACGUUGACAGUGGAGCAACCCGCUAUCAGGUACUAUGGCCAGGUCAGGUGCUAUAGCCAGGUCAUUUUUUCAGCAUGCGAAACAUUAGCAACCAGUUAUGAGAAUUAUUAUGUUGAAAACUUCGAGGACCUGAUUGCUAAAUACUUGCUUUUCUUCAUUAAAGCAACCUUCCCUAGUAUCAAAAUGACGCCGAUGAAAGACCUUGUCAUGAUCGUUUACUGGACCAUUUAUUCACUCAAUGCUGAUUGGGAACGCUUUGAGAUCCGCAAUAGGUUGCCUAGGAUUCCCGUGCCCAAAGCAACUCUGAUAGACGCCUCUCAAAUAAUCAUACCUUUGUUUCGUCAACUUUUACAGAAUUAUCGAGCGUUUGAAACUGCUCAAGCGGACGCUCAAGCAGAGCUUGUUGAUCGUAUUGUUGUACCACACGAUGGAGAAAUCAGUGCUGAAGAUAUUGCAGUUCUUCAUGAUGACUUGGAAACUGUGCGUCACCAGCAGCGAAGCACUCCUCGCAAAUUCUCUAUGUUCCCAAAUUCCAGCCUUGAAUGGAGAUCAAUAAUUGACCCAGAGGACAUCUUUCCCUUUUUUGGGGCAUGA
This is a messenger RNA of Mycotypha africana, 1026 nucleotides long. RefSeq lists its product as uncharacterized. The transcript is spliced from 4 exons. Bases 1 to 1026 code for a protein of 341 amino acids. NCBI's taxonomy places the organism in Eukaryota, Fungi, Mucoromycota, Mucoromycetes, Mucorales, Mycotyphaceae. The record is from RefSeq and is a predicted model, not a curated record.